Messenger RNA from Scutellospora calospora, 239 nucleotides. Lineage: Eukaryota; Fungi; Glomeromycota; Glomeromycetes; Diversisporales; Gigasporaceae. The record is from the annotation of a GenBank genome assembly.
AAAAAUUAGAAAGUGAAAUCAAAGGACUGGCUAGACAAAUGCAAACUAUGAUAACAAAUUAUGCAAAACUUACUGAUCUAUUGGCUGUUCAAACUGAAACAAAGAGCCUAAGAGAAAAUUAUUUAAGUGUAACUAAUCCUACUCAAGAAGAAACUCCUUUGGUAGAAAUAGAUGAAGAUGAAAGAUAUAUCCCAUUUGAUCUAGUAACCAAACCUUAUCGAAAAAGAGAACUCUCUAUA